This is a messenger RNA of Lindgomyces ingoldianus, 201 nucleotides long. RefSeq lists its product as uncharacterized. The annotation marks the transcript as partial. The record is from RefSeq and is a predicted model, not a curated record. The transcript has a single exon. NCBI's taxonomy places the organism in Eukaryota, Fungi, Ascomycota, Dothideomycetes, Pleosporales, Lindgomycetaceae.
AUAUUAUAUAAAGUCUUAAAUUUCUUACUUAGUUCUAAAGUAAAGAUGUGGCAAGAGAAGAAGGGAUAUACAGGACUGCAUAUAGUAAAGGGAAUUAAGGCUCUAGAAAUUAUUAUUAAGAUAAAGAAUAGUCUAGUAAGACUCUACUGCACACAAGUUAUACUAUAUUAUUAUAUAAAGGAUAAAAAUAAACCUGCAUAA